Messenger RNA from Tuber melanosporum (Perigord truffle), 3033 nucleotides. RefSeq lists its product as uncharacterized. The coding region runs from base 818 to 2611 and encodes 597 amino acids. The transcript has 2 exons. The record is from RefSeq and is a predicted model, not a curated record. Lineage: Eukaryota; Fungi; Ascomycota; Pezizomycetes; Pezizales; Tuberaceae.
GCGAACUAUUCCCUGGUCCAUCCGAGAGACUUGUUCUCUCCUUGGUCCUUCUCCCUGUCACUAGUGGCCUACGAUGGAGAACCGAUUACCCCUCCGUGAUACCCGCCGACUGCCCUCAUUUGCCCCUAGCGAUACUGACUACGACGAAGAAUAUCGAUAUUCACGGUCGGAAGACUCGGUGAGGUUCGCUGCUGACAAUAUCCAGCCGGUACAGGAAAAUGUCUUUGCAACUCCACCUGACUCUCCAAGACCUUCAAAUGUGUUUGCUACCCCUGUGCAUUCGCGUAGCCCUUCUCCUACAAAUCUUGACCGAGGAGAUUCGAGAGAAUCUACUUUAGCUCCUUCAGUAUACUCGCUGGGACGUGAUUCCUCUCUCUCUUCACGGCGCUCCUCGUCUCCUAUUCGCGUGGCGAACGGCGGUUACUUUCCUCAACAUAGGGUUUCCUCAUCAUUAGCGCCUUCUAUAAUAUCCAAUUCUUCUGGUCAUCCGACCGGAUCUGGAUUGCAUAGGUCUAACACUGUUGCAACCAACACAACCAAUUCUACCAAUUCAUCAACUCUUUAUUCGAUACCAUCGCAACUUUCACAAUUCUCUUCACCUCCUUCCCCACUUCCAUCGAUAGCCCCAGUGAGACCUCGAUUCGAUUACGGUGGCCACCAGCAAUCAAUAUAUCCUUUGUCGGCACAUAGCAAUUCUGAUAUCGGCGAGCAUGAUCCUUUUGGGGAUGGAUUUGAGAUUCCUGUGGGAGAUGGGUUUGCCCCCCGUCAUCAGAGGCAGCCGCCCUCAAUCGCUUCGAAAGAACCACCGCCAUAUAGCAUGUAUCCGGACCAACCGCCACCAAAACCUGAAGAAAGAGGCAUUGCUGCAGAUGUUCAAUCGAAUCCGGAUUCUGGGUUUUCGCUAGGAGAGGACGCAGAUGAUCGUAGUGAGAGUAGAAUGGUGGUAUUAGCGCCUGUUGGGGGAACCAUUGCAGGACAAAUAACGGGGGUGAAUGGUGGAGGACCCGAUAACCUGGAUGAUGGAAGCGGGGCUACAAAGGAAUGGAAAGAGAAGCGGUGGUUAGGAAUAAAGGCUAGGGUCAUCAUUUUAGGGCUUGGAAUAGGGUUGAUGGUGCUGUUAGCUGUUGGGUUGGGAGUUGGCCUCGGCGUGGGAUUGAGGAAGUCAUCAUCCACAAGCGUCCCAGUGACAUCAAUAUCGUCAUUUCCUACCACAGCUGCCGAGAUGCCACCUUCCUCUGAGGAGACUGGUCCACCUAUUUCCGACCCCGAUAACACGUUCCCUGAUAUCGAAACCGGUAUGGCAGUGCUGACACCAUUGGUGCUUUCGGAAAUAUCAUCCGAUUGCGCCCUUGAACUGCAAGACCGAUCUUCACCAGGGUUUUUUGACAUGGGCUCUGGUUUGCUCUGGUCGUGCCAGAACUCUCCAGACAAGCCACUUGUAUGGAGGUUUGACCAUUUCCCGCCAAAGCCAUCUGGGAUUAAUAUGGAUACUUUUCCUAGCCACCCCCAGUUCCUGAUGGGCGCAGAAUAUGGCGAGGGUUCUUGGGGGGGAUAUAUGCUCUCAAGUUUGGAAGGCAUGAUAAAGUUUGAUGAUGAUUGGGAUAUGGUAGUAAAGGAUGAUAACGGCCAGGAAGAGUAUUCUUCUGAGCCUGGUUGGAGGGAUGGUGCUCAGAAUCCCCUUUUCUGGCACGUCCCCUUGGCAUACUAUAAUACCUCGACCCCCAUCAAUAACCGACUGAAGCUGCGCUCGAACAACAGCACACCAGUGGGGAAGUUUGCGAACUAUAAGUUCGGGAUUCUUUACAACAAAACUGUUGUCUUGAAACAGAAUGCUAUCGAUCAAACGCUGGCAGUGCUUAAGAGCACCGGGGGGGCUCCGAAAUUUGCCAAUGGGACAGCAUUAGGGGAAGGCGAGAUUGUCUGGAAAUGUGUAUGGGAAAAGACGCUGCUAGAUGUGGAGAUCAGCAUCAAUCAGCCUAGUUUGGCCCGCCAUCCAACAGGAUUUGGUGGGGACCGUGGGCCUCCUAAUAAUAGGGGUGGAGAUGGUGGCUUGGGGUAUGGGCGGGGGGGUGGACGAGGGAGUGGUGGCGGGCCUUCCAACGAUCGUGGUGGGGCCCUUUCUAGAUCACCAUCUAGAGACUCACCGGGGCCGCCUGGUGGGCCUUCACCUCAAAACUCCUUCAAUGUGGGCAGCAGUGCUCAAUUUGAGCCGCCGGUCACUGCUCUCGCCAUUCCGACACCAACGGGGCUGAACGACUCCGUUGAUAAUACGGAUGGUGCUUACAAGUUUUCUGACAUUCCUAUAGCCGGAAAUAUUAAACGCGGAGAAUCAACACCACCCUAUCCCCUCAAGAUAACCAUCCAAGAAACCAGGUUGACACCCAAGCGGUUACGCCGGGUAAUGGGAAUGGAUCUUACUGAUGCGGACCCGCGCGGCUAUGGUAAACCUGGCGAUGUGAAGUGUACUCAGAUGGUUGUCACUCGUCUUGGCGGGUUGAGAGAGUUUAUGGAUGCGAAUGGCGAAGGGUUAGUCAUUCUUAAAGAGCGGGGCCCGCCACGACGGAAGCGGGAUCCCGUGCCUGGAAAGUGUUCUUGUCGGUGGACAUCAUGAUCCUUUGAGAAGGCAUAUCGGAGCACCAUUGUAAUGAUUCCGAAGGAGGGGGGAUUCAUGGCGUUAACAAAUGUAAUUUUUUACUCGUAACACCACGGGGCUUGGGAUUCAUUAUCUCAUCGGAGAUACGGGCCUGCUUGUGGAGAUUUCAUGGAUUACGAUUACAACAUUCGGGGGGAGGGGGUAUCAACGGGAAUGUCAUCAGCUAUUGGGAUAGGCUGUUUCGACAUUCGGAUAGUUAUCUAAUGAAAAGGUAAACGUUAUAUUUCGUGACACAUUCCCUCUGGUCUUGCAGUAGAAAAGGAGCAGAAUUGGCAAUAGAGGCUUGCAGGCCUGGCUGGGACUGGCCUUGGAAGAGGUUCUUCCGUUCUUCCUGAUCCUUCUUCUCUGUAACCUUGUACUUUUUAGCCGGAUCACAUUUG